AUGUCUGCAGCGGAAUCAGCGGAGCCCAAGAGCAAGGUAUUUCCCAUCAGCAAGUUUCUCGAUGACCUAACUCCGCAGCUCCCAUCGCCAUCGUCCUCUGGGUCGUCGGGCGCAGCAAAGCGUCUCAUUUUCGUAGGCGAUGUGCACGGCAUGAAGGAGCCUCUGGAGAGGCUCCUCGAAAAGGUCAAAUUUGACCGGGCGAGCGGUGAUCAUCUUGUGCUCGUAGGUGACGUGGUCAAUAAAGGCACCGACAACUCGGGAGUUGUCGAACUGGGGAUGGAACUUGGCGCCUCCGCGGUGCGUGGCAAUCACGACAAUGCAGUUCUCGACGCCGCCGGCAUAGCAAGGUUCAGGGACGGCACUUGGCUCUCUGAACUCGCCACUCCGGGAGCACCUCUGGAUUCAGCCAGCGCACACAAACCCAGCCCGCACAGCGAAACAACAAUCAACACAGCAGCGGCGCUCUCGGCUGCUCAGCUGCAAUGGCUUGCGUCGUUGCCAUUGAUUCUGCGGAUCAAGCUGUCGCAGCAUCACAGCUCGCCUCUAGCCAACAUCAUCGUCAUGCAUCUGCGCAGCCUCGUUACAGAGAAUGGCAUCUUCAGGGCUUCUGAAGACGCAGGCGAAGAUGGCUGGGCUGCGGACUGGGAGCGUGCGCAGGAAGACCUCGAGGAAUCGCAGAGAAGGACAGUCAUUUUUGGGCAUGACGCCCGGCGGGGACUCCAAGUGCGCAAAUACUCCGUCGGACUUGACACGGGGUGUGUUUAUGGGAACCAGCUUAGCGCAUUGGUCUUGACCAUCACGGAAGGUGGAAUUAUGCAUCGUGUUGUGCAGGUGGAGGCCGUUGAACCAGGUUAA
This is a messenger RNA of Akanthomyces muscarius, 855 nucleotides long. RefSeq lists its product as uncharacterized. Gene Ontology annotation, biological process: polyphosphate catabolic process. The coding region runs from base 1 to 855 and encodes 284 amino acids. Lineage: Eukaryota; Fungi; Ascomycota; Sordariomycetes; Hypocreales; Cordycipitaceae. The record is from RefSeq and is a predicted model, not a curated record. The transcript has 2 exons. Gene Ontology annotation, molecular function: phosphatase activity; endopolyphosphatase activity. Gene Ontology annotation, cellular component: cytoplasm.